This is a messenger RNA of Paramecium primaurelia, 809 nucleotides long. NCBI's taxonomy places the organism in Eukaryota, Ciliophora, Oligohymenophorea, Peniculida, Parameciidae. The record is from the annotation of a GenBank genome assembly.
AUAGAAUGAACUAACCAAAUCAUGUUAUUUCAGAGAAUCUCGUGAUUUCAUAACCACUUUAUGAUAAUGAUUAAGCAGCAUAAUCUAUAUAUGAUAAAUACUUAAAAGACUGUUCUUCGAUACCAAUCAGAUUAAUAGAAGAAUCAAAAGAAACUUAAGAAAGACCCUUUGCAGGAACAAGAUAAAGUAGUUAACAACAAUAAAAUUAAAGAAAUGGACAUAAUAUAUAAGAAUUUAGUUCUUUAGAAAGGGACUAAAGAAACAGAAACUAAUAAAAUAUGUAUUAAGCAAAUUAUUAGUAAGAUUAACAAUAUCAAUAAUAUCAAAAUAAUCAAUUAAGAUAUCCUCAUUAAAAUAUAUAUUAUCAUUAAAGAUAACAUAAUUAAUUAUAACAUUACUAUUAUGAUUAAUAUCAUUAUCAUUAAUAUAGAAGGAACUAAUAAAAUUAUAGAAUGGAAUAAGAAUAUUAUGGUCAUCAAAUGAGAAGGUAAGAAUAAGGUCGAAGAAGAAUGCAUCCUUAACCAAAAUAUGGAUUAGAUUAAAAUGAAAUUGCUGCUUUGAGUGAGAUUGUAUAUAGAUAGAGUAGAGCUUCCUGUUGGGAUGAUGAAAACAAGAAAUGCAGCAUAUGUAUAUCUCAUUUUGAAGAAAAUGAAAAAAUUAGAUUUUUGCCUUGUUUACAUAGGUAUUAUUGUUAACUUAUUUUUGAUUUCAUUCAGGGUGUGUUGAUUCUUGGUUGUCCACUAAAGGAUCAUGUCCUUUAUGUAAAAAGUAUGUCCGAUCCUUAGUUUAAUAAUUUUCAUGAAACAAAC